AUGUUAACUCCCACUAAACCUCCAGAUAUCCAGACUGACAUUAUAUUACCGCCCGUUAAACAUCCAGCUGUCCAGGUUGGUAUCAUGUUAACUCCAACUAAACCUCCAGAUAUCCAGACUGACAGUAUAUUGAUGCCCAUUAAACAUCCAGCUGUCCAGGUUGGUAUCAUGUUAACUCCCACUAAACCUCUAGAUAUCCAGACUGACAUUAUAUUGACACCCAUUAAACAUCCAGCUGUCCAGGUUGGUAUCAUGUUAACUCCCACUAAACCUCCAGAUAUCCAGACUGACAUUAUAUUACCGCCCAUUAAACAUCCAGCUGUCAAGGUUGGUAUCAUGUUAACUCCCACUAAACCUCCAGAUAUCCAGACUGACAUUAUAUUACUGCCCAUUAAACAUCCAGCUGUCCAGGUUGGUAUCAUGUUAACUCCAACUAAACCUCCAGAUAUCCAGACUGACAGUAUAUUGACGCCCCAUUAA
Molecule: messenger RNA, 480 nt
Organism: Ylistrum balloti
Lineage: Eukaryota; Metazoa; Mollusca; Bivalvia; Pectinida; Pectinidae
Exons: 1
Coding region: 1-480 (159 amino acids)
Source: RefSeq, a predicted model, not a curated record